AUGGAUGGCCCCAGGAUGGAGUCAGAAGGCAGAAUCAACAAGACGAUCUCUUCUUUAAUGAGCCAUAAAAGGAACUUGACAUAUUUGCCCUACUACCAGCACUCCCCGCCUGUUGCCGCUAUCUAUAUAAUCUCCUACUUGUUUAUCUUCGCCUUGUGCAUGGUUGGGAACAGUCUGGUUUGCUUCAUUGUGCUGAAGAACAGCCCGAUGAGAACAGUCACCAACCUCUUUAUCCUCAACCUAGCCAUCAGCGACCUGCUGGUUGGGAUUUUUUGUGUGCCCACCACACUCGUGGACAAUUUAAUCACAGGCUGGCCCUUCAGCAAUGGAAUCUGCAAGAUGAGUGGGCUGGUUCAGGGCAUGUCUGUGUCCUCGUCUGUUUUCACGCUGGUGGCGAUUGCCGUGGACAGGUUCCGCUGCAUCAUUUAUCCCUUUAAAUCGAAGCUCAGUCUGCUCAAGGCCCUGAACACCAUCGUGGUCAUCUGGGUCCUGGCCAUCACCAUCAUGUGCCCUUCUGCUGUCAUGCUCACGGUGGUGCAGAUUGAGGAUCACUACAUGGUGUACAAUGACAACCAGAGCCUGGCUUACCCCUUGUAUUCCUGCUACGAGGCCUGGCCCAACAGCGAGAUGCGCAAGGUCUACACCACUGUCCUUUUUGCCCACAUCUACGUGGCCCCAUUGACCCUCAUCAUGGUCAUGUACGGUAGGAUUGGCGUCAAACUCUACAGGUCAUCGGGCCCGGUGAGCAAGCACAGGGUGGAGAACCAGGAGUGCUGCAGUGCUGCUGUCUCCAGGAGGAAGGUCAAGGUAAUCAAGAUGCUCAUUCUGGUGGCCCUGCUCUUCAUGCUUUCCUGGCUGCCCCUGUGGACCCUGAUGCUGUUCACAGACUACACCAAGCUGGAUGACGACCAGAUCGACCUGCUGACGGGCUACAUCUUCCCCUUCGCGCACUGGCUGGCCUUCUCCAACAGCAGCGUCAAUCCCAUCAUCUAUGGCUACUUCAAUGAGAACUUCAAGCGGGGCUUCCAGGCAGCCUUCAAGUUCCAAGUUUGCUCGGAGGAGAUAGGGCAUCAUGAGGCCUAUUCGGAGAAGGUGACGGGCAGCACCAGUGGCUUCAGCACUCGCAACAAGAUCUUCACGGACAGGGAAUCCUCCGACUCCGUCUGCCUCAAGAACCUGCAUGCCAAAGUCCCCUGCCCCGUGCAGAAUGGACAGGCCCAGAAACAGGGACUUCACCUGCAGGAUAUUGAUAAAAUCACCCCUCUGAACAAAGUCUGCAAAGCAUGGGAUGAGUGA
Molecule: messenger RNA, 1296 nt
Organism: Emys orbicularis (European pond turtle)
Lineage: Eukaryota; Metazoa; Chordata; Testudines; Emydidae
Product: neuropeptide FF receptor 1-like
Exons: 3
Coding region: 1-1296 (431 amino acids)
Biological process (GO): G protein-coupled receptor signaling pathway; cellular response to hormone stimulus
Cellular component (GO): plasma membrane
Molecular function (GO): neuropeptide receptor activity; peptide binding
Source: RefSeq, a predicted model, not a curated record